AAACCUUAAUUUCACACCGUAUGAUAAACAUAUAACACAAAUAGACAAUAAAUAAAUGUUGGAAGGGAAAACAACGUUGGUCUGCGCUUCAAAACCUUAGAAAAUGGCUCUCAUCGGAUCAAACAUAGCAAGCGAGGUUGGACUCCGUUUACUCCUUUAUCCUCUUGGUUCCAACGUUGUACUUCGAACCGCUUGCUGUUCUGUGGGAGUUGCUUUGCCUGUCUACUCUACAUUCAAGGCAAUAGAAAGUAAAAAUCAAGAUGCUCAACAAAGGUGCCUUGUCUACUGGGCAGCCUUCGGCUCAUUCAGCCUCAUUGAAGUAUUUACGGACAAGCUUAUUUCUUGGGUUCCCAUGUACUAUCACGUCAAGUUUGCAUUUCUUGUUUGGCUUCAACUUCCACCUACCAAUGGAGCUAAACAGUUAUACAUGAACCAUCUGCGUCCCUUCUUGUUGAAGCAUCAAGAGAGUCUUGAUCGCGUUUUAGGCCUUGCAUAUUGUGAAGUGAUCAAGCUUUUUAGUUCAUAUCAAAAAGAGAUCCAGUCAGUCAAGAUCAUGGUAGGAAAGAUAACCAAAUCAGCUGAUAAAAUGUUGAGAAGCCCACCUACUGCAUCAGAUAGAUCAUCACAGCGUAGUUCAGUUGAUGAAUCUGCCACACCUUCCAAUGCCGAGCCUGACCAAAUCAAUAGCUAAUCAACCAGAAGGGUUUGGUGCACUGAAACUUAUGAGUCAUUAUGUUGCUGUUAGACUUAAAAUAUCAGAUACUAGACUUUCUUCUGUUAGUCUUUUCUUGAAAUCCUUUUUCUCUAAGAAAAAAACCAUAAGCUUUCUCCUGAUAGGAUGUCUUAGAUAAAAUUUCCGAGAUUUGCUUUUUUGCAAAGAUUGGAAGCUGUCAAUAUUUUUGUUGGUUUUAUAGAUUCACUUUUAAUGAUUGAUUUAUAGUUUUGUU
This is a messenger RNA of Vicia villosa (hairy vetch), 947 nucleotides long. Its product is annotated as HVA22-like protein k. Bases 104 to 691 code for a protein of 195 amino acids. The record is from RefSeq and is a predicted model, not a curated record. NCBI's taxonomy places the organism in Eukaryota, Viridiplantae, Streptophyta, Magnoliopsida, Fabales, Fabaceae. The transcript has 8 exons.